UAAUCUUCUUAGUAUAAAAGUUCAGAAAUUUUCAGAUUUUAUUUUAAUCGAUCGUAAAAGGGACGUUACUCUUGAUUGUUCGUCUUAAAGAGAACAGGGAAAUACCUUAUGUGCAAUAACCCUCCAGGACAACAUGGCUUCACGUGGCAAAAGUGAAACGGAGAAGUUGAAACAAAAUCUUGAAGAACAACUUGAUCGACUCAUGCAGCAGCUGACUGACCUUGAAGAAUGCAAAGAGGAUUUUGAGGAAGAUGAAUAUGAAGAAACUAAAAAUGAAACAUUGGAACAACUGAAAGAGUUUAAUGAAAGCCUGAGCAAUAUGAUGAAGGGAAAUCUGAGUUUGGUAGAUCAAUUAAAUGGCAUGCAAUUGGCCAUCCAAGCAGCUAUAAGUGAUGCCUUCAAGACACCUGAAGUUAUCAAGAUGUUUGCUAAGAAGCAACCAGGACAGCUUAGAACAAGACUUGCAGAGGUUGAGCGAGAUGCAAAGAUUGGUAAACUUGCCAAAGAUGUAGCCACACAACAAACAGUAGAAAUCCUUACAGCAUUGAAGAAGCUUGGAGAAACCUUGACUCCCACAGAGGAAGCCUUCUUACAGAGCAACUCUAGCACUAGUCUUAAACAAUUUGAGGAGGUUUCUGGAACUAUUGGUGGUACUGUAUUAGAUAUGGCUGGUUCACAUGUCAAGGAAGCUAGUAAAUAAAAGUUUUACUUGCAUUAUAACCAAAUGACACUAUGCAAGUUAAUGAUGUUAUUCCUAAAAAUACCCUAGCAGGACUGGCAAGAUGUUCGAUUGGAAUUGAAAAUAAUAUGAUAUUAGUCUAUUAUAGAACCUAUAGAAAAUAGAAUAUAAUUUUUAGAGAAUAUUCCAUGAAAGGAACAUUAGCGUACAUAGAGGACAUGUAAAGAACAUUUAAGGCGACUACGAUUGAACCUUAAUAGAACAUGUAAAACACUGCAAGACUCAUUCAUUAAUUUAACCAUGGUGCACAUAUGCUAUACACAAUUUAUGGAUAGAUUUUAAUCGAUAUCGAUAAAAAAACAAAAUGAACAAAAUUUCUAGAUGAACACGCCAUGGCCAGCCCACUCUCAAAAAAAACACACACACUGCUUCCAAAAUAAAAAUCUGUACACCCAUCAUUUGGCACCUCACUGAAAAGGUUAGUUUAUGCAAGCGUUAUUGCCUACAUAAGAUGCUUUACAGUGUUCAUAGCUUUUAUAAAUAUAUUGUUCUUAGCCUUUAU
Messenger RNA from Owenia fusiformis, 1241 nucleotides. Lineage: Eukaryota; Metazoa; Annelida; Polychaeta; Sabellida; Oweniidae. The record is from the annotation of a GenBank genome assembly.